Molecule: messenger RNA, 1879 nt
Organism: Oryza brachyantha (malo sina)
Lineage: Eukaryota; Viridiplantae; Streptophyta; Magnoliopsida; Poales; Poaceae
Product: ent-sandaracopimaradiene 3-hydroxylase-like
Exons: 7
Coding region: 48-1583 (511 amino acids)
Biological process (GO): gibberellin biosynthetic process
Cellular component (GO): chloroplast outer membrane; endoplasmic reticulum
Molecular function (GO): ent-kaurene oxidase activity; heme binding; iron ion binding
Source: RefSeq, a predicted model, not a curated record
CCAGCUAGUGCGUGUGUGAGUGAUCGAUCUGGUGGUGGCCGGCCGCCAUGGAGUCGCUGCUCGCAGCUGCCGGUGCGGGAGGGGUCGGCGCGGCGGCGGUGGCGGCCGUCGGCGGGCUCGUCGCGGCGGCCACGCUCACCGUGGCGCAGCAGCCCAAGAACCGCCCCAACGCGCCUCCUGCUAUCCCUGGUUUACCCAUUAUUGGAAAUCUGCAUCAAUUGAAAGAAAAGAAGCCCCAUCAGACAUUUGCAAAAUGGUCUGAAACUUAUGGGCCAAUAUACACUAUAAAGACCGGAGCAUCCUCGGUAGUUGUACUCAAUUCAACUGAAGUAGCCAAGGAGGCUAUGGUUGAAAAAUUCUCAUCCAUAUCUUCUCGGAAGUUGCCUAAAGCCAUGUCUGUGCUAAGUCGUAAUAGAAUGGUCGCUGUGAGCGACUUCGGUGACUUCCAGAAAAUGGCGAAACGUAACAUUAUGUUGAGCAUGUUGGGUUAUUCUGCCCAGAAACAGUUUCGCGAUGCAAGAGAAAGGAUGGUAAGUAACGUGUUAAGCAAUUUGCAUAAAUUGGUUACUGCUGACCCACAUUCCCCUCUCAACUUCAGAGACGUUUACAUUACUGAGCUAUUCGGCCUGUCCUUGACCCAGACUUUAGGUGAGGAUGUGAGUUCAGUGUAUGUGGAAGAGUUUGGGAGGGAGAUAUCCAAGGACGAAAUCUUCCAUGUCCUUGUGCAUGACAUGCUGAUGAGUGCAAUUGAGGCUGACUGGAGAGACUUCUUCCCCUACCUCAGCUGGAUCCCAAACAAGAGCUUCGAGACAGCGCUGUUUACUGCAGAAGCAAGACGAAACGCUGUGAUGCGCGCGUUGAUCAAGAAGCAGAAGGAGAGAAUUGAACGCGGAGAGGCAAGGACAUGCUACAUGGACUUCUUGCUGGAACAUAACAGCACACCGCUGACAGCAGAUGACUACCAAAUGUUGCUGUUUCUGUGGGAGUCCAUCCUUGCUUCUGCGGAUACUGUCCUGGUGAACACGGAGUGGAUUAUGUACGAGAUUGCCAAGAACCCAGACAAACAGGAAAGGCUUCUCGAGGAGAUCCGCGAGGUCUGCGGCUGCCGGACGGUGACCGAGGAGGACCUUCCCCGGCUGCCGUACCUCAACGCCGUCUUCCACGAGACGCUGCGGUUCCACUCCCCGGUGCCCGUGCUGCCCCCGAGGCUCGUCCACCGCGACACCACGCUCGCCGGCUACGACGUCCCCGCGGGCACCGAACUCAUGAUCAACGUGUACGGCUGCCACAUGGACAAGAGGGCGUGGGACUCGCCGGAGGAGUGGGCGCCGGAGAGGUUCCUUGGCGGCGAGGGCUUCGAGGUGGCGGACAGGUACAAGACGCUGGCGUUCGGCGCCGGGAAGCGGAUCUGCGCGGGGAGCCUGCAGGCCAUGAACGUCGUGUCCGUCGCCGUCGCGCGCUUCGUGCAGGAGUUCCGGUGGGCGCUGCGGGAGGGCGACGGCGGCAAGGAGGACACGAUGCAGUUCACCGCCCUGAAGCUUGAGCCGCUGCACGUCCACCUCGAGCCCAGAGGAAGGGUGUGAUCUCGAGCUGCUGCCUGCAUGAAUGCACGUUCAGUGAUGGUCGAUGCUAGCAAUAACCACGCUGUACGUAAGACCCAAAAAGCUACUCAGAAAUUUCUGUUUGUAUUUAUAAUUUGAGAUAAUUUCGUCUGGUUUUCGACUUUUUGCUAUGUCAAAAUGAAGUUAUCGACAAAUUAAAAAGAAAUUUUAGAAGUAGGCUGAGCCAAUCUGGGCCAAGCCCAUUAGUCCAAGCCCACUCCCACAUCCUCUAAGCCCCCAACCAAAACCCACGGAGGAGACCGAUCUCCCCUUGUCUU